Messenger RNA from Gracilinanus agilis (Agile Gracile Mouse Opossum), 1023 nucleotides. Its product is annotated as beta-1,3-galactosyltransferase 2-like. Gene Ontology annotation, molecular function: N-acetyl-beta-D-glucosaminide beta-(1,3)-galactosyltransferase activity. The transcript has a single exon. Lineage: Eukaryota; Metazoa; Chordata; Mammalia; Didelphimorphia; Didelphidae. Bases 1 to 1023 code for a protein of 340 amino acids. Gene Ontology annotation, cellular component: membrane. The record is from RefSeq and is a predicted model, not a curated record.
AUGAAGUUGAUCUGGAACCAUCCGGUACUGGAGAUCUUUCUGGGUACAGCCUGUGGGGGGCUGCUGGUGCUGCUGAUAGGUUGGUCACGAGGCGGCCGGAUGUUUUCAGAAGAUCCAGGAUGGAGUCCCAGGACCAAAGACAUGCUCAAUCCCGACUUGAAGUUCCCACGGUGUGUUCUGGUUCCAGUCCUCCUGGAUGGAAAAUCCACCCAAGCUUUCCCCUUCCUGCUCAACCAUCCAGAUAAGUGCAGUGCUUCUGGGGGGGCACCCUUCUUGCUGAUGUUGGUGAUGACUCGGCCCCAGGACCGGUUUCUGAGGGAAGCCAUCCGACACACAUGGGGGAAUGAAACCACCAUACCUGGUGUGAUCAUCCGAUGCCUCUUCAUAAUGGGCCUGUCCUCUGACCCAUCUUCCCCCCGCCCACUAGAAGAGGAUGAAAAGCACAAGGACCUCCUCCAGGUGGGUUUCCUGGAUACCCACCACAACCAGGCUCUCAAAACCUUUAUGGGACUGGAAUGGGUGGCCCGAUACUGCCCUAGAACCCAGUAUGUGCUUAAGGUGGAUGGAAACGUUGUCCUGAACCCCAGUUUCCUGGUGCAGCAGACACUAAAGUCUGGGCAGCAUCCCCGGCCAGACUUCAUCACUGGCUGUACCUACAGAAACAGAAGCCCCAUUCAAAGGCAGUCCCAUCCUCGGUACAUGCCUCCAGACAUGCUCUCCCAUACCACGUACCCACCUCACUGCUGCAGCCCUAGUUAUGUGCUGUCUGGACUGCUGGCCCUUAAGGUCCUCUCCAUUGCCCGGAGAGUGCCAGCUAUCCACCUGGAAGAUGUGUUUGUGGGGUUAUGCCUGCAUCAUCUAGGGGUGGAGCUCAUUCUUGGGCCCCCCGACAUCUUCCCGAUGUUUGGCCGAUCAUACAAACGCUGUGACUUCCGUGGCUUUGCCCUUGUCCAUCCCUUCAAGCACCAGAAACUUGUACAGGUCUGGCCUGACUUCCAGAAAGGCACCUGCCCACUGGAGUGA